Ogataea haglerorum is the source of this 1116-nucleotide messenger RNA. RefSeq lists its product as uncharacterized. The coding region runs from base 1 to 1116 and encodes 371 amino acids. NCBI's taxonomy places the organism in Eukaryota, Fungi, Ascomycota, Pichiomycetes, Pichiales, Pichiaceae. The record is from RefSeq and is a predicted model, not a curated record. The transcript has 2 exons.
AUGAAGCUUCAAUUCCUAUUCGCUUACUUAGCCCUAACUCGGCUUACUUCUGGGUACACUACUAGAGUAAGAACUAUCAACACUGAUACAUUUGAGCCUACCUCUACUACCUCUUCCUUCCUGACUACCUCUUCACCCACCACACAAGAGACAACAACAGUUGCAGAAUCUACGCCAUCAACUAUUUCAGCCCCACCGUCUUCAACCAUUACAUCUGCUGUUGAACCUACUACAGCGUAUACCUCCAUUACAACCACGAGCUCCUUGCAGACAACUCUAGCCACCACACAGCUCACCGAAAGUUUCUCUACGGCCACCCCAACAAGCACAAAUGAGGUAGUCACAACUGUGAUUGGCAAGUUAUCAACUAAUACAUAUGUUAUAUCCACCAGCUCAGCUAUUGUGUUGCUCGUGACCCAUACAGAAACACUUACGUAUGUGAACUCUCAGGUUUCCACUUUAACACAAACUAUACCUGGGUCAUCUUUGAUUGUUGAGCCAACAGCGACAUCAGUUUACACAAUUCCUGUGUCCACAACAAGUUUCCUCGGCUAUUUUAAUCACUCCACCAAUAGUAUUGAGUAUGAGACCGUGACAUCCAUCUUUUAUGGUUCUUCCUACUCUCUUUACACAGACUAUAGCGAGCACUACUUUACCACCUACGACACUACAAUUACAGAAACGGUGGUGACAGGAACCUAUAUUGCCUGGGACACCAGAAUUAUCGAAUCAUAUAGCCUGACAACUGGCUACCAGACGCUGGUUUCAACUUUAUAUCCAACCACAGUGGUUUCCACCGUUGCAUCUCCUGCUCCAUCCACUGCUCAGACAACUGCACAACCUAGCGUUGCUCAAUCUACUUCUGCUACCGUUCUGCCUACCAUUACUGAGUCUUCUUACUUUACGGUCACCUCGCUGAUCACUGCUACUGAAAGUUCAUGCCUUGUUUGGGCCAAUAGUGCAUCUUCAUGGACUGUGGGUUCCAUUGAUAUGGGAACUCAGAGCUCGCCCACUGUUCAAGCUUUAGCCAACGAGGCAAGAAAAAUUAAAAAUAUACCCGGGAUGGCUCUUUGGACCACUUUGAUUGCUUGGGUUGCAAUUGCCUUAUUCGUUUAA